Mus musculus (house mouse) is the source of this 505-nucleotide messenger RNA. RefSeq names its product defensin, alpha, 29 (gene Defa29). Gene Ontology annotation, biological process: defense response to bacterium; defense response. NCBI's taxonomy places the organism in Eukaryota, Metazoa, Chordata, Mammalia, Rodentia, Muridae. The transcript is spliced from 2 exons. The record is from RefSeq and is marked validated. The coding region runs from base 44 to 394 and encodes 116 amino acids. Gene Ontology annotation, cellular component: extracellular region.
ACAUUGAGCUCCUGCUCACUAAUCUUCCAGGUGACUCCCAGCCAUGAAGACACUAGUCCUCCUCUCUGCCCUCGUUCUGCUGGCCUUCCAGGUCCAGGCUGAUCCUAUCCAAAACACAGAUGAAGAGACUAAAACUGAGGAGCAGCCAGAGGAAGAGGACCAGGCUGUUUCUGUCUCCUUUGGAGGCACAGAAGGCUCUGCUCUUCAAGAUGUAGCCCAAAGAAGGUUUCCGUGGUGCCGGAAGUGCCGAGUGUGCCAGAAGUGCCAAGUGUGCCAGAAGUGCCCUGUGUGCCCGACAUGCCCCCAGUGCCCAAAGCAGCCAUUGUGCGAAGAAAGGCAAAAUAAAACUGCAAUCACCACCCAAGCUCCAAAUACACAGCAUAAAGGCUGUUGAGCUGAAUGUGGAAUCUGGGUUGAGAUGACCAUUUGCUUUUGGUCCUCACGAUCCCAUUGUGCUUAGCCUCAAUUGCAAUUCCUUCUCUCAUAAACUCCUUGCUGAAAAAUC